AUUAUUAUUAUUCAAAUUAUUGGAAUUACUAUUGCCCCGUGCAGACCAAGAAACUUGCGAAGGUCAGCGAUCGCCUCUCGUCUCAGUGAGUGUUCCCAAAGAGUGUGUGUUUUUCGAGUGUUGUGUCGUAAUCGCAGUGGGAGGUCUUUUCUUUUGGUGGCCUCUGAUCUCUGGCGAUCGUCUACAAGGGAAUUCUCCAUACGGCAGCUACUCAAGAUUCUAAGGGCAACAAGUUUGGGGAUCCUUCCCUCUCCACCAACCAUGUCCUGCUCCUGGAGGAUGACGGCGCUGUCUGCGGUGCAAUAGCCUAAAGCAGCAAUGUUGGCCGGCGGCUGUAGUGGUGAUAGCACUGAAUACGGACCAACCUUGCGGCGUCUGCCAGGAGCAGCCAACAGCAACAGCAACAGCGACGAGGCAAUCAGACAGCAGCAGCAGAACCGUCUCUCAGUUGGCACAACGCCCAAGCGGCACCAUCGUCCUGGUUCGGGCUCGGGUCCGGGUCCGGGUCCGGGUCCAAUGACAGCCAGCAGCAGCAGCGGAGCAAGCGGAAACGGACACCACGCGGCAAAGGGUUCCAGCGGAGUCGGAGUGGGUGCCAUGACAACGGUAACGGCGGGAGCCGCUUCAGGUAAGGCGACGGUCAGUCAUGGUCAUGGUCAUGUCGGUGGACGUCGCGGUGGAGACGAUAGAGUGGCGGGAGGAGGACGCAACAUUGCUGGUGGUAAUCGCUCCAAUGUGGAUGUGGGCUUUGUGGGCGGCAUUGAAACCUAUCUGGGACUCAUCGGUUGGCGAAAGAAGUGCCUAUACACGCUGCUCCUGCUGCUGAUGCUGCUCAUUAUCACCAAUCUGGUGCUGACCCUUUGGAUACUCAAAGUGAUGGAGUUCUCAACGGAGGGCAUGGGUCAGCUUAAAAUCAUACCUGGCGGCAUACAGCUAUCGGGCCAGGCGAUAAUUAUGGACAUGCUCCGCGCCUCCACAAUCCGUUCGCGGCAUGGACAACCCAUAUCCAUAGAAUCAUCACGUAAUUUUUCAAUCAAUACACGUGACCCGAAUGGUUUGAUUGAGAAUCAUUUAUUCCUGGGACACGACAAGUUCGAAUGCCUCUCGCAGGGAUUUCGCAUCAACGAUACGAAUGGACGGAGCCUGUUCUCGGUGAACCGGAAUGAAGUCACCAUUGGAGCACAUGCCCUGCGGAUCGAUGGCGAAGGCGGUGCCGUCUUUCGGGAAUCCGUGCAGACGCCUCAUGUACGCGCCGAGCCAGGACGAGAGCUCAGACUCGAAUCGCCCACCCGGCAAUUGGAGAUGACGGCGGCCAAGGACAUCAAUUUACAAUCGCGGGCCGGUGGCAUUGAAGUUGUGGCCCUCGAGGAUGUCAAGUUCCGAGCCCUGGACGGAAGCCUGCGUUUGGAGUCGUCCAAGAUCCUAAUGCCCAACCUGCGCACAGCCCAGCCACCCAUAUUGGGCACCGCCCAGAGUCGGGAUCAUAUGCAUCGGGUCUUCCAGCUGUGCGCCUGCUCCAAUGGUAAACUCUUCCUGGCGGCACCGCACUCCAUUUGUGCGGGAGAUGAUUCCACGGUUUGCAGAUGAUUGCAUGGCCUCCAGGACCAUGUCCCGCAGCCAGGCUCGGGACAAGGAUGGGGAAGGAUCUGAGGGAGGAUCGUAAAUGUUGAAUUAUUUAUACGCUAAUUGUAACAUAGAGUAUAUAACUAACACCCACACACACAGAGAUAUGAUUGAUUAUCCAGGAGAUGUAUCCCCAGAAGAACAAAAUCAAGAGCUUCUUAGACACUUGGAUGUUGUGUACUAGUAUCUACAUAUAUACCACAAUAUCACCCAGAGACAUAGGCAUAUCCCUCAUAGGCAUACACACUACAUAUAAUAUAAAUAUAUACUCACGGAGUGAAGGUAGAGAGAGAGAUAAUUGUAUAUAAUCCAUAUACCCAAAUACCCCCCUAACCUUAUCGAACGCUCUCGUGUAGAUAAUAUCGCAAUGGAUCAGCAUGUAUUACCAUAUAUGUAUCUAGUCUAUAACCCCAAUUAAUUAUACAGCAAAAACCAAGUACGAAGACAAUGAAAUAUCAUCCAAUGAAUCGCAAAGAGCUAUAACACUCACACGAAUGCAAUAUGAAUAUCAGUAUGAAUAAUGAAUACAGAAAUAUAUGGAUAAAGGAUACCAGAUACCAGAUACCAGAUACCCGAUACCAGAUAAAGGAUAUAAGAUAAUGGAUACUAUGGAUAUGAAUAUACUAAAUAGAGUUGAACCUGCAAGUUGCCGUUGAAUUUGUCAAGUGCGAGUACACUGAUAUAUAGAUAUAUAUACGAUACAAUAUAUAAUAAUAAUGA
Drosophila serrata is the source of this 2343-nucleotide messenger RNA. RefSeq names its product sarcoglycan delta (gene Scgdelta). Gene Ontology annotation, cellular component: sarcoglycan complex; membrane. NCBI's taxonomy places the organism in Eukaryota, Metazoa, Arthropoda, Insecta, Diptera, Drosophilidae. The record is from RefSeq and is a predicted model, not a curated record. Gene Ontology annotation, biological process: heart contraction.